Messenger RNA from Xiphias gladius (swordfish), 5390 nucleotides. It is a transcript of the gene crim1, whose product is annotated as cysteine rich transmembrane BMP regulator 1 (chordin-like). Gene Ontology annotation, cellular component: extracellular region. The transcript has 15 exons. The record is from RefSeq and is a predicted model, not a curated record. Lineage: Eukaryota; Metazoa; Chordata; Actinopteri; Istiophoriformes; Xiphiidae. Gene Ontology annotation, molecular function: protein binding; serine-type endopeptidase inhibitor activity. The coding region runs from base 371 to 3190 and encodes 939 amino acids.
UGGCUGUCAGCAGCAGCAGCGAGCCUCCGUGGACGUCCACAGCCUCGGUCUAGGAUUUCUGCAUGUAUUUCAUCAGAUGAGACCCUCGGGACGUGCAUCUACCUGCGCCUCUGGAUACCGCUGCCACUUAAGACACACUUCAGUCUCGUGGUUCUUUUUUUUUUUUUUCUUUUCUUUUUUUUUCUUUGCUUUUGAAGCGAGCUGCUGUGUAAUAAACAGCGCGCCCGAGGGACGUCCCAUCACUAAACUUUGAAGAAGACUCAACAACUUUGGCAACAUCUCGUAUUGCACGUCGCUGUGAGUUCAUGCGGCUUACCAUCUGACAGAAGCGGGCCAUUUCCCUGGGAAACUUACACACGGCUUUUGAAAUAUGUUCAGCAAGUGUUCCGUUGUGUUAUUGAAUGUCCUCUUUCUGGUGCGGGCGCUCUCGGCUCACGAGUGCACGCCGUGUAAUCUCCGGACUUGUCCAGUCAAAGCCCCGCGCGGCUGCGAGGGUGGCCGGACCUUGGCCAGGGAUCCGUGCGGAUGCUGUGACCAGUGCACCCGGCUGGAGUGGGAGCCCUGCGGCGGACAAGACUGGACGCACGGCUACUGCGCCCUGGGGCUGACCUGUGCCUCUGUCAACAAAACCGGAACUGCCACAAUCCCCGAAAUUGGAGUAUGCAAAGUGCUCCCUGACCAUCCAGAGGCAGGUCUUGAGGACGAGCGCUGUCCCCUGAUGACGGGCUGUGACACAGCUGGAGGACAGUGUGUGUGUGAUGCCCGUCAUUCCUGCUUGGGCUCAUUCACCUUCCCAGACCAAGAAACCUGCAUGAAGGCCAGCAAGACAGAAGGUCGGAGGCACGAGCACCGGGAAAGACACAGAGAGAAGUAUGUGGGACCAUCCAACCCGGCCUGCAUGUUCUCUGGGUGUAACCUGACCGCUGAGGGCUGUGUGUGCGAGUCUCAGAGCUGCCACCACCACUUCGCCUACAUCAACCGCAGCCAGUGCCAGGAAGCCGCAGAGGAGCUGAGGUGUGCCGGGGUGACAUGUCCUGCUCUGCAGGUGCCCUCCUGCCCCCACGGUUCAGUCCUGACCAAGAGUUACACGCCACCUGCUGGUUGCUGUCCCUCCAUACCUCCCCAGUGCACAUGCGACAUCCAUGCCUGCCAAAAGCCCCAGUGCCCGAGCGGACAGCGAGCCGUGCCACUCAGCCAAGCCAGCGGUCAGCCAGGAGACUGCUGUGAUGUCCUUGAGUGCCAGAAAGUGUCUCCCAAGUGUGUCCAUAAUGGGAAGGAGUUCUCCGAGGGAGAGGUGUACCGCAUGGACCCCUGCUGGCUGUGUCAGUGCAGAGGAGGAAUCUCCUUCUGCUCGAAGGCAGAAUGUGUUGAGCUGGACUGUGAAAACUUCUACAUUCCUGAGAACGAGUGUUGCCCUGUCUGCAUAGAUGUAGAGUUACUCUCGAUGGACAGCACUAAGGCCAGUUGCUGGGUGAAUAAUAAGCUGCGAGCUCAUGAGGAGCAGUGGAAAGAGGAUGACUGCACCUUUUGCCAGUGUGUGGAUGGAGAACCGCAUUGCACAGCAAUGGCCUGCAAACAGAGCUGCCAAAAUCCUGUCAAGAUCCCUGGAGAGUGCUGCCCUUUCUGUGAAGAGCCUUCUUAUGAAACAGUGAGCCCCAUGCUAUGUCCUCCCCUGGAAAACUGCUCUCUGUCAGGGAAUGAAUGCCCCUAUGGCUUCCAGCAAGACAAAAGUGGAUGUCUUCUCUGCCAGUGUCUCAACAAUGACUCCUGCCCUGAACUGGGAAAAUACUGCUCUCUGCAAUGCCCAUUGGGAUACGAGAGGGAUGAUUUUGGCUGUGAGGUGUGUGAAUGCAGCAUCCCCGUGCCCAAGUGUCGACCUCUGACCUGCACUAAGACCUGCCCCUAUGGAUAUGUGAGGAACAAGCAUGGCUGUGAGAUGUGCCGCUGUGUCAAGUGUCCCCCCUUCACCUGCGACAAGCACUGCAUCGACGGCUAUCGACAGAACCGGAAGGGCUGCUCCAUCUGCAUGUGUAAAGAAAGUGCCCAUGUCCCGAGCACCACCGUGCCGGCCCCAGUGCCCAACUAUUGCCUCACCUCCAAUGGGCACCGAUAUGAGGAAGGUGAUGGCUGGCAUGACGGCUGUCGUGACUGCUACUGCCACUCUGGACGGGAGAUGUGUGUGCUCAUUUCCUGCCCUGUACCCAGCUGUUCUCAUCCAGUUGUCAGGCCUGACCAGUGUUGUCCUACAUGUGAGGAUGAAUCAGGCAGUGGUCAGCCAGAAGGGAUGGACAUGGUGGUGUGCAGAGCACCUGGGGGAGAAUUUUACGUGGAGGGGGAGACCUGGAACCUGGACGAGUGCACACGCUGCACCUGCAGGAAGGGACGUGUCCUCUGCGACACUGAAGUGUGUCCCCCAGCUCUCUGCCAGACACCAGUCAGGAACAAGGACACCUGUUGCCACGUAUGCCCAGAGGAGACACUGAGCCCCUUGCUGCCAGUGAACAACAGCCAGCAGGAGUACUGCAUAACCAGCGAUGGAGACGUGCUGCUGGCUGGAGACUCCUGGAAGGCGAACGCCUGCACCAGCUGCACCUGCAACAACGGCACCAUUCAGUGUUUCUCUCAGCGCUGUCCGGCUGCCAAUUGCAGGGUGCCCGUCUUACGCAAGGGCCAGUGCUGCCCACACUGUCUCGAAAUUACAACGUCCGUGCCGGUGAUGGUGUCUACCAAUGCCCCCAAGACAACGGUUACUGCUACAGUGGAGAGUGCAGUGUGGCUCACCACUGUCACCAUUCCGCCCAUCAUUGCUGAUACAGAUGAACCAGGUUUGGGUGAGAAUUACCCCAGCCAAACGGAGAUGGCCCUCAUCUACCAAUCAGCUGCCUGGAUCCUGGCAGGUCUCCUCCUGGCGAUUAUCAUCUUCCUCAUCGUGGCGUUACUCAUCAACAAGAAAAAGAAGUGGGUGCAGAUGUCCUGCUACAGUGCACCAAAGAAGACGGUGAUCCUAAAAAAACAUGUAAACAAGAACUCAGUGGUCUACAUGGAGCCCUCCAAGGAGAACAAAUUUCAGAAUGUGAAGAACGACUGUGGCAUCAUCCACUUCUCUCCAGAGAUGAGCUCCCCGUGUGCAGACAAGAUGACCAUUCCCAGGGCCAAGUUGAACAUGGGCAACGACUGGACGUCGCGCUAAAAAAAACCAAAAAAACCCCACACCACUCAGACUCGGCCGAUCAGAGCUGUCCGGCACCUCCCACUCUCUCUUACUGCUGUAUCCAAGGUGAUUUAUGUAACUGUGCACACCUCGGGUAUCAUCAUGUUCCCAACCUUUUCUCUGUGUGACAGUAAAACCGAGGAUGCUCUACAUGAGACAAAGCAAGUGACUUCUGUUUCUUUUAUCAUAUGUCCAUAUUCUUCUGUGUUCGGACCUUUUGCUGGAGGGAGACGCUGGGAGGUGGAUGGACGGGUGGACAUGUAAAGGACACAGCCACUCUGGCCUCUGCUUUAAAACAGAGAAGGAGGCAGCCUGAGAGGCUCCUCUGUCAGAAUCAGACUUUGACUGUGAACAUUGUAAUAUUAUUGCUUAUUAUUGCCUCUUUUGAAACUGGAACUUUGAGGCAGUAAGAGGAGCAUAAAAAGCUUUAGGACAGGGGUUUGGGCUGUAGUUUGAAGGGGACAGAGAGGAUCCUGCCCCUCCGAGUGCAGCAGUGCUUCAUGGAUGUAAUCAUUAUCAUCAGCAGGGAGGCCAAAGGAACUGAUAAUCCAGUUGGAUCAAAGUGAGUUCAGCAGCCAAAUCAAGUCAACAGGCUUUAUAUAGACCGCCAGAUCCAAACCCCUGCUUUAGAAUGUGUGGUUUCCAUCUUAGUUUUUGUAUAUUUCUACAGUAUUUGUACUAGUUGUAGUGUUGUUCUAGGCCACCUCAUGUUUUUAUCAUGGGUGUCUCCAUGGGGCCAGAUUGAAACAUUUUGAAAUUGCCCAUCUAAACAUUCCCCCCAUCAAGUUCAGGAAGGACACGCUUCCCAUAUAACAGCCUUGUUUCUACAUUCAGUUGACCCGAGUCAUUCCAUUCAGAGAACCCCAAUAACAAACCACAAUUGUACGAAAAAAAUGUGUGAAUACGCUCUCUACACUGGUCCACCAUGCUGUAGCCAAUAAUCCUCGUCUUUCCACUCGGCCUCAUCUGAACUGGGCUGAAGCCCAUCAAUUGUACUUCAUCUCAAAAAUCGCAGUUGAGUUAAAGCAGAGUGAUAUUCAUCCUGGAAGAAUGUCAUUUUAUUGACUGCAGAGGAGGCAAAAUGGUGCCAGACACUUCAUCUGGACCUGUGAGGAAUGGCUUUGAUACCAUACCACAGUUCAUAACUUCAAUCACAGCUCUCUCUCUCUCUGUGUUUGUGGAGCUACUGUUCUUACCGAAUGUUAGUGAUGGUUAGUAAUAAUUCUUUUUAAAGCCUUAAUUCUAUAGCCUUAAUGCAUUUUCUUUGUUGAUAUCUUGUUUUCAUUUAAUAAUUGUGUUAGCCCAUAUCAAGAAAUCAAAAAACAGUAAUUUAUUCACCCAUUAUUGAGAUGAACAGAUUAUGUUUUACAGCAUCACUGAUGGUUCCCUUCAGCAAUUAUAUGAUGUGGGGACAUUAGAGUUUAAGGGGAGCUUAUUUGUAACUGUACAUAAUGGUACACAUUACAACAUCAGAGCAUGUUAAAGAGACAAAAGCACUUUUCUUUGGAGCCAGUGUUUUUUAGAAAGCCCACUGCAGGAUUCUUGGAGGGAUAAAGGCCCUAAUCAGGGAUUUGAUAGGCAUAUUAAGCACACCACUUAAACCACUCAAGUGAACACGCUGUUGCAGCUAGAGGCUCUGCACCAAUCUGAUCAUUACGGGGAAGGAUGGAAUCUGAGAAGCAUUACACAACAAACUGAGGUUUCAUAGGAAAAAGGUUUUGUAUCAGAAUUCUCAAUCCAUUGCCAAUUUCUCAAUACAAAGACCAUUCUGAUGCCAAAUUGGUCGGAGGACAAUUAAUAUUGAAGUGUUUUAGUAACAGUAGAUAAUCUGUUUAAUCAUGACCAUGUGCUUUAAAAUGAAGAGGUGACUGUAAAAGCUUACACAAUUCUUUGUUCUUCUAUGUGUAAAAAAAAAAAAAAGUAGUUUAAAUUAGUAGGACAGAAGAGUACCUUAUUUAUUUUUUCACAUAGCUUUAUUUAUUAAUACUAAACUAUAGUUUGAGAUUUUUUCUUUUUGAAAAAUGAACUUUUGGUAGCCAAAGCUGCUGUACAUUGUAGACCAUUUACCAUUUCUAUCUGCUAUAUUCUAUACAACCUUAUUUAUUUCACUGUCGCAGACCCUGUAAAUAUGUUUCCUAGAUGAUGAACUGUAACAUUUACAACUAUUUUGAAAAAUAAA